UUUUUCCGAUUUAUUCUUGCUUCUUUUUUUUAUUCAUACUUUCUAUAAUUUUUAUAUAUUUUAUAAUAAUUCCUCAAAUAAUUCAUUAGAAUGGAUGAAUUAAAACUACUCAGUGAUGAUGUAUUUGAGCAAAUAAAAGAUUUUGACUUAUAUUAUCAUUUAUCUGAAGAACAAAAAUCGUUAAUUGACCAACUGAUACCAAAUGAAGAAUUAAAAGAACGGUAUCAAUAUUAUGGUUUAUGUAAAGAAUGUAAGCAGCCUAAUACUGGUUGUAGUAAUUAUUGUCAGUCAUGUAAUUCUAAACGUUUUCAACAAAAUUUUAAAAAUUGGACCAGUGGAAAUCAUGAAGUUGAUAAAUUAAUUCAAAAAACGCAAUUAAAUGCUGAAUAUCCCUAUAAAAUUAUGGAAUGGAUUGAAUAUGAUAAAUUUAAAGAUGUUGAAUAUUUGGCAAAGGGAGGGUUUGGAACUGUUUUUAAAGCAAUUUGGAAAGAUGGAUUUAUUAAUAAGUGGGAUUAUGAAAAUGAUCAAUGGGAAAGAGAAGCUGAAACAAAAGUCGCUUUAAAAAGUUUACAUAACUCGCAAGACAUAACAACUCAAUUUUUAAAAGAGAUUGAGGCACAUAAUUCAUCAUGCUCUAGUGUUGGUUGGAUAGUUCGAUGUUUUGGCAUCACUAAGGACCCAGAAACAGAAAAUUUUAUGAUGAUAAUGGAAUUAAAAGAAGGUAGUUUAAGGCAGCAUUUAAAUAAUAACUUUAUUUCAAUGGAUUGGGUGCAAAAGUUUUGUAAUCUGUAUGGUAUUGUAAGUGGUCUUAAGGGAAUUCAUAAUAGUGGGUUAAUUCAUCGUGAUUUUCAUAGUGGCAAUAUAUUAAGUGAUUUGAUUGGUACUUAUAUUACUGACUUGGGAUUAUGUCAACCGGCAAAUGUACAACCCUCUCAAAAUACUCAAAAUAGUAAUAAAGAAAUAUAUGGAGUAUU
Rhizophagus irregularis DAOM 181602=DAOM 197198 is the source of this 974-nucleotide messenger RNA. NCBI's taxonomy places the organism in Eukaryota, Fungi, Glomeromycota, Glomeromycetes, Glomerales, Glomeraceae. The record is from RefSeq and is a predicted model, not a curated record.